CAUGUAUUUCUGCAGCUGCAUCAAUAAAGCUUCGCCAUAGGAAUCGCAUGAUGAUCAGCGGCGUUGCUGGUCCAGUUUCAGCAUCCCUGCAAUGUUCCGCAGCCCAGUUUGAUUUGACCCUUUCCGGGUUGCUGCAUCACCUCCGACUCAAUCUAGCACUCUCUCUCCACAACGUCAACCACAACGCCCAAUAUUCACAAUCUGUAUCCUUUGGCAUCGCGAGUAGUUGCUUUGCAAUUGGCAACUUGUACUCAGCCCCACUGCGCUGGUCGCGCGACAUAUGCGCCCCCUUCAAGCCACCCGCUCGUUUCCAUUGAUCGCGCCAAGACAUUCGACUUCGAAGCUCAUUUCCCAACUUCACUGUCGACACAGCUCCAUUGGACUGUCACUACUUAGCCAGAAUUUCACGCAAAGCUUCACAUCGCCUCCUCUUGUUUACCUACUGCUUCUGUGCGCCGUCCAGUCGUC
Lindgomyces ingoldianus is the source of this 468-nucleotide messenger RNA. RefSeq lists its product as uncharacterized. The coding region runs from base 48 to 317 and encodes 89 amino acids. NCBI's taxonomy places the organism in Eukaryota, Fungi, Ascomycota, Dothideomycetes, Pleosporales, Lindgomycetaceae. The record is from RefSeq and is a predicted model, not a curated record. The transcript has a single exon.